Messenger RNA from Coniophora puteana RWD-64-598 SS2, 875 nucleotides. Its product is annotated as alpha beta-hydrolase. Lineage: Eukaryota; Fungi; Basidiomycota; Agaricomycetes; Boletales; Coniophoraceae. The record is from RefSeq and is a predicted model, not a curated record. Gene Ontology annotation, molecular function: triacylglycerol lipase activity; peptidase activity. The transcript has a single exon. The coding region runs from base 1 to 591 and encodes 196 amino acids. Gene Ontology annotation, biological process: glycerolipid catabolic process; proteolysis.
AUGUCAACCCCCGCCACCUUGGCUCAGGGAGAGGUCAGCCUUGACGUUCCGGAUGCUGGCGUUCCUUGCAAGACAUGGUAUAGAAUCCACGGCGACAUCCAUGCGCAGACGCCUACUGUACUUCUUCACGGCGGCCCGGGGGGCACGCACCUAUUCCUCGAGCCCAUCGAGCAGCGCCUCUCCACGCCCACAAUCACCUACGACCAACUUGGCUGCGGGAACUCCACACAUCUCCUACACAAAGAUCAACCGGAAGGCGCGAGCUUUUGGACCGUCGACCUCUUCAUCGCUGAGCUCGAGAACCUGCUCGAGCACCUUGGCGUACAGGAAGGGUACAACGUCCUCGGCCACUCCUGGGGCGGCAUGCUCGCCGCUGCGUUUGCCAUCAGAAAGCCGAAGGGGCUGAAGAAGCUCGUUUUAUUCUCCGCGACGCCGAGUCUUCCGCUAUACAAUGUCGGAAAGUUCUCAGAGGCGUGCCGACGGGUCUGGACGGGUAUUGACUCUUGCCGCGUCGGCAAUGCGUCAAAACGGGUAGCGGCAUCGUCACGAUCGUCGCCACGGUCGUUAGGGUGCCGUCUGGACGGCACGUAAACUAUCCUGACGCUUUGCCUGUCGCCGAAAUGCCAGCCGGAUAGUUCGGAUCGCCAACCGAAGUAUCCAGACGCAUCCAGACGCAUCCAGACGACUCAACCCAUCCAGAUGCGUCUUGACGCGUCAAGACACUCACCGCCCCCGAAUUGACGUUCGCCCCACCCGUUGAGACGCUGUAUUCCAAUAAUUUCCCUUUCGCGCCACGCAGUAUAGCCCAAAAACCAAUAUAUAUUGAACUACUAUAGGUACACGGUUUGUAGCAAUAUCCUUCAACUACGUAAAAU